AAGUGGUUUCACUUUCACCUAAACUAGCUUAUGUUCAUGAUUCAUAAAAUUGAGACCAAGAUAAUCUUAAAAACCUUGUAUCACUUUUUAUUGACUUUAUGACCCUAUGUUUGGUGAGUGAUAAUGUUGACACAUGUUAUUAUAAAAUUGUUUCCUUUGUGCAUGUGGACAUUUUAGCAUAGAUAAGAGUUCUACGGUGGGUGGGUGAGAUAGUACCAAUCCACUUAAUAGCUUUAAAUGUGAAGGAAAAAGCAUAGUUUGGACCUUUGGUUGAAGUGAUUAACCUCUUUUGAAGUUUCCAUCUUCAAUCUCCAAUGAACCAUGGCCUACUACAACUCUUCAUAUUCUGGAUCUGAUUAUGGUGAGUACAAUUUCAACUCUUAUUCUGUCAAUUAUGAUUAUGAUUAUGAUCAAGUUUCAUCUUUAAUGACUUACAAUAGCUAUGAUUACAAUCAACCAAAUCAUGGGUAUGAUUCAAGUUCAUAUUUUUCUUAUCCUAGUUAUUCAGAUCAUAGUUAUAAUAAUAACCACCAAACCAUAGCAUAUUCCACCACAAGUUUUAGUGACCCUAAAUAUCUUGUGUAUGAUCCCAAUUAUGGUAUGACUCAGCUUGUUCUCUCUUAUUCUACCUUGGAAUUCAAUGAACCUGGUUUUGAUGAAUAUGAUCCAACUCCUUAUGGUGGUGGCUAUGACAUUGUUGAAACCUAUGGCAAGCCUCAACCACCUUCGGAUAAGAUCUGCUAUCCGAAGGUGGUUCAGGCUCCAAAUCAACCUCCAAUUCCAACUCCAAUUCCGGUUCUGGCUCCAAAUCCAACUCCAACUCCGGUUCCAGUUUUGGUUCCGGUCCCUUUGGAGGAUGCGAAAAUUGAAGAGAAAGUAAUCAAACCACAAAAUGAAACCAUAGAUCAAAUUGCUGUAGAAAAGCCAAAGUUAGAAGAUAGUACUAUAAAGGAAACUACCGAGGCUUAUGAAGACGAAAAAGCCGAAGAUAGUGAUUAUAGUGAGGAAAAUGAUGCUGAAGAUGAAGAUGACGACGACGACGAUGAUAUCAAUUCGGGGUCUAAUUACGAGAAGGAAGUGACUCCUCCUCAAUAUUAUCCAAGUGGAUAUGGUUUAGAAACUUUAGAUAUAUGUGAGAGUUUGUUUGGUCAUUGGCCUUGCCUGGCAAAAAUGAAGAGAGAAAACUGUUGUAAUGGAUCAAUUCAUAGAGAGAACCAUUGUCAAGAGAAUAUGUGGAAAGGAACUGCAGAUUAUCUGUUUGGGACUCCAUAUCCAUAUGGUGGGAGAAGAGAUGAUGAUUAUGGAGGAGAGUUUGUGUAUGGUUAUGAAAGGCAUUGAUUAUAGUGAUGAAUCAUGGUGAUAGAAAUGAAAUAGUUUGUUUGAAUAUGUAAUGAGAGAAUUUGAAAGAUGUAAAGGUUGUUUAUGUUGUAAGAAUAAAUGUAGCAAUUUGGUUGAAAGAUUGAAAAGAAUAAAUUUUCAUGUUUA
Messenger RNA from Vicia villosa (hairy vetch), 1485 nucleotides. RefSeq lists its product as uncharacterized. The record is from RefSeq and is a predicted model, not a curated record. Gene Ontology annotation, biological process: protein phosphorylation. Lineage: Eukaryota; Viridiplantae; Streptophyta; Magnoliopsida; Fabales; Fabaceae. Bases 322 to 1338 code for a protein of 338 amino acids. Gene Ontology annotation, molecular function: protein serine/threonine kinase activity; phosphatidic acid binding. The transcript has a single exon.